Messenger RNA from Lachancea mirantina, 495 nucleotides. NCBI's taxonomy places the organism in Eukaryota, Fungi, Ascomycota, Saccharomycetes, Saccharomycetales, Saccharomycetaceae. The record is from the annotation of a GenBank genome assembly.
AUGGUGAACAAGCUAUUAUCUAGAGCAAUGAUGAGCAGCGAGACUCCCGUUGUCUAUUCCAUGACGUUCAACUCCCCGUCUGACACUUCGGCGCAUUAUAUCCUUUCUUCCUCAGAGUCCCAAGGAUUCCACUGGAAUCAAGACCUGUUUGCGUCCCAAUACCAGCAAAUGUGCAAAGUGGUGUAUGAUGGUCAUGAGGAUGAGCUGGAGUUACUUCUUCAGAAGGUUCGAGACACUGUGGAACGGCAUGAUGAACCUCCAAGGUACCACGACGUUUUCGAUCGGGACAACGAGGACAUAGAAAGUGAGGAUACAUUAGUGCGCAGGAGACUUUCUGAAGAAAUGACGCGUCCCAGACGACGUUCGGAGCGAAGCAUUAGCUUUGUUUCGGAUUCAAAAAAUGGCCAUUAUCGUAGGGCUGAGACCGUCGUCAUCGAUGUUGAGACGGACACACCAGAAAACCUCCAUUUGAAGUCGCUGGUAGGCAAAUUUUGA